AUGACUUCAACUACAUCUCAGGAUGGAAGCUUCAUAUCAUUACAACAGGGGAAUCUUUUCUUGGGCAUCUUACUCAUUAAUUUCGAAAUUACCAUCGUCAGUACUGCUGUAGUGUCCAUCACAAAUGACCUUGAAGAAUUCGCCGAGAGCAGCUGGAUACUUACAGCAUACCUGAUCACCUACAUCGCCGGUCUAGUGAUUUGGGCAAAAAUGAGCGACUUAUUUGGCCGUAAACCAACAUGCAUAAUCGCGAUAACAAUUUUCACGGCUUUCUCGGGAGGCUGUGGAGCAGCUCAAACAAUGAGCCAGUUAAUCGUAUGUCGGGCAUUCCAGGGAAUUGGCGGCUCGGGCCUAUACUCAAUCUCUUCGGUCAUGCUAUACGAACUGGUUCCACCGGUGAAAUAUCCUUUGUACACGGCUUCAGCCAUAGCUCUCGCUGCUCUUGGAAAUACUAUGGGACCGAUAUUUGGUGGACUCAUAACCGAAAAGUCGACGUGGAGGUGGGUAUUUUUACUCAACGUUCCUCUCGGUGUCAUUUCUGGAGCUCUGUUGCUUUUCUCGGUUCCAGGCGAUUUUCCAAACCAAGGUAAAAUAGCAAGAAGAGAACGACCCCGCCUUCAAAACAUUGACUUCGUCGGGACAUUCCUGAUGCUUUCAGCCGUAGCACUUAUCGUCAGCGGUUUUGAUCAGGCUGCUUCUCGCCUCUCCUGGACGACCGCAGAGGCUCUGGGGCCCUUGUGUGCCUCGGCAGUUGCCUGUAUAGCUUUCUUUUUGAGUCAAUACUGGCACGCAAAACGCCACCAGAGCCCCAUAGAGUCUGUAUUCCCAUGGAGGUUCUGCCAAAGCCGGGUGAUUAUGGGUAUCAUCAUAUCUUCAUUCAUGUUUGGCGCCAUUAGCAUCACAUUCAUCUUCGAACUUCCUAUCCGUUAUCAAAAUGUUCAAGGCUUGAACUCUUUACAAGCAGGUCUCAGAUUGCUUCCAUUCUCAUUGAGUGGGCCUAUCGGAUCCAUUCUGUCCGCCGGUCUGUGCAAAAGCUUGCGAAUUCCUCCGAUAUAUAUUAUGAUUGUCGGGAGUAUAUUGCAGGUUUUAGGUAUUAUAUUCACAUCACGAAUGUCUACUACCGAUCUGAACUGGAAUGGCUUGUACGGUCUUGAAGUACUUAUAGGUAUAGGGUUUGGAUUUUGUUUAGGAGGCGCCACCCUCCUGAUCCCAUUCAUUUUCGAGAAAGAAGACCUUGCUGUUGGAACCGCAGCUACCGUCCAGUUCCGAUUCCUUGGAGGCGCUUUGGUAGUCUCUCUCGUCACAGCUGUAGGGAACAGUUGGGUCAGGAAUGAGCUGUCUGGUUCACUGAGCCCCGAGCAGAUAUUCUCUAUAUUCCGAUCAACCGACGUCAUCGACACACUGCCAGUCAGCCUGCAGGCCAUGGUGCGGCAUGAGUUUGCCGAAAGCUUCAGUCUGCAGAUGCGAAUAGUAAUCGGCUUUGCGGCUACUGGGAUUUUGACUACGCUGCUGAUGUGGCAGAAAUCUCAAAUUCAUGUUCAGUAA
This is a messenger RNA of Talaromyces marneffei, 1545 nucleotides long. RefSeq lists its product as uncharacterized. The record is from RefSeq and is a predicted model, not a curated record. The transcript is spliced from 7 exons. Gene Ontology annotation, molecular function: transmembrane transporter activity. Bases 1 to 1545 code for a protein of 514 amino acids. NCBI's taxonomy places the organism in Eukaryota, Fungi, Ascomycota, Eurotiomycetes, Eurotiales, Trichocomaceae. Gene Ontology annotation, biological process: transmembrane transport.